This is a messenger RNA of Pseudovirgaria hyperparasitica, 939 nucleotides long. RefSeq lists its product as uncharacterized. Lineage: Eukaryota; Fungi; Ascomycota; Dothideomycetes; Acrospermales; Acrospermaceae. The transcript has 2 exons. The record is from RefSeq and is a predicted model, not a curated record. The coding region runs from base 112 to 939 and encodes 275 amino acids.
CGAGGCGAUUACGAUGGCGAAACGCCCUGGCCUUAUAACUCAGAUUGUACUUAAGAGAUGGGGUGUCUGGCUCUUGAGCGAUAAUGAUGCCCACCGCGCAGCUUUUGUUGUAUGACCACUUCAAUGCGCAACACUACCGUGAUUAUUAGAAGUUUGAACUUCUGCCUUUGGGUCAUCCUGCUCAUAAUAUCCCCUACACAAAGCCAAUACAGCUGCCCGGAUGUCUGCUGGGUCGAGCCAGGCGAGCCCGGUGUGGGCGAGGAUUAUAAGAACGCUUCGGUUUACAGGCCCGAUGAAACCAUCCACAUGAGAUUCAGCAACACCAUAUUCGACAAUUUCACCCUUAACAUCUGUCAAGAGCUUAAGGAUUGCAAAGAAAUCUCAGAAGUCAAUGGGAGAGGGGCAUUCAGGCUGGAUUUCAGCUUCGCCGACAUUCUAAGAGACUUCGACAUACGGAUACAGCCUAUAUUUUACUUUCAUGUGGUGAGCAUAAACGGCGAUUCCACGAGCCAUUACAUCAGAAUACGCGAUCCAGCCGCGGAGGACGUAUCUCUCUCGUCGCCAAUCACUACCUCUCUACCUUCCUCAGUAUCCUCAACACCCGUCGUUAUAAUCCAUAGCAUUUUUCUACCGCAGUCUACAACCAACGAGACCAUCCCAGUGCCAUCUUCGUCGCAUAUGACUCACGAAACUGGGCUCGACUCACCUGCGAAACUUGGAGUAGCCGUCGGGCUGGGGUUGGGUAUACCCGCGUUGCUAACAAUUGGCAUUCUAUCCUUCCUCUUGCGUCUUCGGUAUCGACGGAGAUUAGUGGUUUCUCCUCCCUCUUUCCAGGGAUGGACCAAGGUCUUCAGCGAAGUGUCGAAUGAUGGUGCGGUACAUGAAGUUGCGGCUCCGGACAACCUUUCAGGGAUCAAUUUCGGUGCUCGACGGACGUGA